AACUAGAAAAAUGAGGAUUAAACCGACACCUCCAGAUGGAAACGACCACACAAAGAAAAGAUAAAAGAGAAGGUGGAAGAUGAUGAGUUAGUAACUAGUGCUCAGGUUCAUAUUUGUCCGUUUGUGUCCCAUCAGCUGCAGUGGUCUGAGCCCAGGUGGGUUUAAAGGAGCUUUGACUGGAGCUCUGACUGUGGAUCUGCUGCUGAUGUGAUUUACACAAAUUAUGCAGCAGUUUCCAUCCUCCUUCAUCUGCUUCUCCAUCAUCUCCAGCUCUGGAUGCCAGGCUGAGCGCGUGCUGUUUGCAGGUUGGUGACGUAGGACACGAGAGAGAGAGAGGGAGAGAGAGAGAGGGGGAGAUGCUGAGAUGGAUUGAUAGACAAAUGCAGUGAGGGCGGAACUUGGAAUUACAGCCCCGCGCGCAUUCCUCAUCUUUUCCGUCUCGUGAUGCUGCCGCUGAUCGCAGGUGCCGGACAUGGGUAAACCGAGGUCUGUGGCUCCAGAGCAGAAGGAAAUACCAGGAUACGGUACUUGUCAGAAGUGUGCGCUGCGCUCACACGGGACUUAUUUUUGUGUUUUCCACCGCAGUUGAUUUAUUUUUGAGUUUUGUUGUGCGUAAAAAGCGCAGCACGCCGCCGCCGCCGACCCCUGCGAACAGCUCUGGAGAUUAGGAGGCUUUUUUUUUCUUCCAGGGGGGAGUGAAGUGAAAAACUUGGGUUUCGAGGUGCUUCUUCUUCUUCUUCUUCCUUUUUUUCUAUCCGGCCAUGACACAGACCCGGGAAGAUGAUCCGUGAUGGACGGGAAGGUGUCCGGAUCCGGCUGAAUCCGUCCGUCAUUUCGCAGCUUUUUGAGUCCGAUCCAGCCAUUAAGUGUAAAAACCACGAGCCGCUUUGAAGAGCAGACUGACACCAGAGCCUCUGUCCCCGAACUACGGGAUGCUUUUUCCAAACUGAUAGACUUGAUUUGUUCGUAAUUCCUGCAUGAGAAGCUCCGUGGAAAGUGACGGUCACUAUGCCGAGGAGAAAGCAGCAAGAGCCGCGGCGAUCCGCAGCGUACAUGCCCGAGGAUGAGCUUAAGGCAGCCGAUCACGAUGAGGAAGAGCACCUGCAGGACGAUGGCCUCUCUUUAGACGGCCAGGACACAGAGUUCCUGUGCAACGAGGAAGAGGAGGACGUCGAUGGAGGCCAGCCACCCAGUUACAGAGACUCUCCACUCAGCAAUGGCACUAACCCUGAUGCUGGAUACGGGUCUCCGCUGAGCGACGCCAGUGACCGACUUACAGACUUCAAGAGCACCUCUUCCAGGGAUGGCCAAGAGAGGGAAGGCGCCGCCCUGCCCUUCCGUCCCAACAACGGCCUUUCCUUCCAGGACAGCCUGGCCCAGAUGAAAGCCGUCUAUGCAAACCUCAUCUCAGAUGCCUCUUGGUCCAGCAUCACAAUGGACAUCAUGAAAUCUAAAUCUGCUGCAGCCGGUAGUGUCAACAGUGCCCACACGGCUAAAGAGCCUGCUUCUACUGCCUCCGCCUCCACGACUACCACUAUAAACAAGAGCAGUGCAGUCAGCGUGGCUAGCAGUCACCACAACGGCAGGAGUUCCAGCACCACUGUCAACCACACGGGAAGUGCAAGUGGCAAUACUAAUGGCAUAGCAGUUAGCUCUGUUAGCACCCACAGCGCCACCAGCAGCAGUGGGAGCAGCAGUGGUGCAGCUAGUAACGGUAGCGGCGUAGCCUAUGACUGGCACCAGGCGGCACUGGCCAAAACUCUUCAGCAGACGCCGUACCACCUUUUACCGGAGCCCAGCCUUUUCAGCACAGUGCAGCUCUACCGGCAAAACAACAAGCUGUAUGGCUCAGUCUUCACUGGUGCAAGCAAGUUUCGCUGCAAAGACUGCAGCGCGGCCUACGACACGCUGGUGGGUUUGACAGUCCACAUGAACGAGACCGGCCACUAUCGAGACGACAACAAGGACAAAGAGGAGGAUCAGGGGAAGCGCUGGUCCAAGCCACGCAAGCGCUCCCUGAUGGAGAUGGAGGGGAAGGAGGACGCCCAGAAAGUGCUGAAGUGCAUGUACUGUGGCCACUCAUUUGAGUCUCUGCAAGAUCUCAGUGUUCAUAUGAUCAAGACCAAGCAUUACCAAAAAGUGCCUCUCAAAGAACCAGUGCCAGCCUUGGCUACUAAACUGGUGCCCACUUCAGCUAAAAAACGAGCUAUUCAAGAUGCUAUAAUGUCCCCGUGCUCCCCAGACUCUGUCCACACUGCUAGUGGCGGUGGCGGCGUAUCCCUCGGUGAUGCUGGGAAAGAUUCAAAAGCCGCAGCUAACCCCUACGUUACGCCAAACAACCGCUACGGUUACCAAAAUGGUGCCAGCUACACAUGGCAGUUUGAAGCUCGAAAAGCGCAGAUACUCAAAUGCAUGGAGUGUGGAAGCUCCCAUGAUACAUUACAACAGCUAACUGCCCACAUGAUGGUUACAGGUCACUUUCUGAAGGUCACAAAUUCUGCAUCCAAGAAGGGCAAACAGCUGGUGUUUGAUCCAGUGGUAGAGGAGAAGAUUCAGUCGAUUCCUCUGCCGCCAACCACCACUAGACUUCCUGUUCCCAGUACUGUAAAGUCCCAGCCGGUGUCUCCUGCCCUGUCUUCUGGGUCUGAGGAAAAGCGAGAACCAGCAGAUGAUGAAAAGAUUGAAGGAGCCGAACCAGUGGAGAAGAAGAUCAAGGAGGAGAAAGAUGACUCAGGUGACAAAUCUGAAACCGAUACAACAUCUUAUAAGUAUCUUAGAGAGGAAGACCUGGAGGAGACACCCAAAGAGGGUUUAGAUAUUCUUAAAUCCCUUGAGAACACAGUAUCCAGUGCCAUUAGCAAGGCUCAAACGGGCACCCCGACGUGGGGGGGGUAUCCCAGCAUCCACGCAGCUUACCAGCUGCAGGGCGCCAUGAAGAGCUCCACUACUGUCCUCCCACCGACCAUCCAGAGCGUCCAAAUUCAGCCAAUGUUUAACAGUGGGCUUCGAGGCCUGGUGAGUGACCCCAACUCAGUCAUCCACUCGCCUCGAAGCCCCUCCUCCCCCACCCCACUCAGGAGCAACGUCACUGCCAUGGAGGAGCUAGUGGAGAAGGUGACAGGGAAAGCUGCCACUGUGAAGAAAGAAAAGGAGGAGAAACUGGUGAGUCUGGAACGAUGCCGGCCGCCGUCGUUAGGAAAGUCUCCUUCUCCUGCACUGAGAGAGCAACGAGAGCAACUGGCGUCUCCAAACGACCUCUCUGCCGGUAAACCAUCUGGCAUGAGAAGUAGCAGCCCGGGAAGUGUCGAUUCAGAGCUGAUCUGCAAGAAAGAGCCCAAAGAGAGCCUCGUCGACGGCCACAGCAACCAUUCCAAGAACAGCUCCGAGGCAUGUCAGUCCCCGGUAACUAAUGGCAACAGUCUUGGGAUUAUCACCGAUCACUCACCAGAAAGUCCUUUCAUCAACCCUCUCAGUGCACUCCAGUCAAUCAUGAACACACAUCUGGGUAAGGCCUCCAAACCUGUGAGUCCAGCUGCAGACCCUCUAUCUAUGCUUUACAAAAUCAGCAACAGCAUGAUGGAUAAGCCAGCUUUCAACCCAAAUCCUCAGGGCAAGCCAGCUGAGCCCAUCAGCCACUAUCCGUUCUACGAGAGCAACGACCAGCCCAUCGAUCUGAGUAAAAAUAAGUCCAACACCAACAGCAACAAUAACAAUAACAGCAACGCAGUCUUGACAAACAGCGUCAACGGUAACAAACCUCUCAUUUCCUUAUCUGAGUCCGUGUCUUCUCCUCUGAGGGAAAAUGCCCUGAUGGACAUUUCCGACAUGGUAAAGAACCUCACUGGACGACUCACGCCCAAAUCCUCAACGCCCUCGUCCAUCUCAGAGAAGUCGGAUGCCGACGGCAGCGCUUUCGAGGACGCCCUGGAGGACCUGUCCCCGGUGCAGAAGAGGAAAGGGAGGCAGUCGAACUGGAACCCCCAGCACCUCCUCAUCCUCCAGGCGCAGUUUGCAUCGAGCCUGAGGGAAACUCCAGAGGGCAGAUAUGCAAUGACUGACCUGGGCCCUCAGGAAAGGGUCCACAUUUGUAAGUUCACGGGCCUGUCUAUGACCACCAUAUCCCACUGGCUGGCUAAUGUCAAGUACCAGCUGAGACGGACUGGGGGCACCAAGUUUCUGAAGAAUAUGGACUCGUGCCAGCCUGUGUUCCUCUGUGGUGACUGUGCCUCCCAGUUCAGGACUCCCUCCUCCUACAUAAGCCACCUGGAGUCUCACCUGGGCUUCAGUUUGAAGGACCUGUCCAAACUGUCAGCUGAGCACCUACGGGAGCAGCAGGCUGCCUCAAAGGUGAUCACAGACAAAAUGACAUUCGGCAGCCCCCUGUCAGCCUUGUCCACGCCGGACGAUGACACGAGCUCCGUGUACCAGUGCAGACUUUGCAAUCGGACAUUCGUCAGCAAGCAUGCAGUCAAACUGCACCUCAGCAAGACCCACGGCAAAUCACCAGAGGACCACCUGGUGUUUGUCUCUGCUUUGGAGAAACUGGAUAAGCUAGACAAGAUGGAGAAGGUUUAAACCGGGUCUGAGGCUGAGGUAGAGACUGACCGCUGUGGAACUGACUAGAAUUUCAUUGCACUAAAAUGACAUUGUUCACAAUUACUGCACUGGGCCGAACUGAGCCACCAGAAAAAAAUCAGUCUUAUUAUUUUUUGUUGUGAUAACUGCCUGACUGGACCAUGUCUUUUCAUGUUGAUUUGUUUUUGUUUUGCCAAGCUUUUUUACACUUAUUUUGUAAUAUAUUUAUAUGCUAUUUGUCUGAUCUGUGCAUGUAUUUUAGUGAAUCAAGGUUAAACACAAGAUUUUAAUCUUUUCAUGGCAAAAAUACAACUACUGCUUCAACGGUAUCUAAAGUGGUGAGUGGAAAGAGAAUUGAGGGAAGAGAAAAUUGUAUAAUACUUGAUAUGAAGAAGGUAAAAAUAAAUGUAUACACCAAAAGAAUGAAAGAAUACCUAAAAGACUGAAGUAGCACCUUAGACGGUUCAAUUCAGAAUUUGUAAAGAGAACAUGUUUUGAAAUAUUGUGCAUUUGUCAGAAUCAGAUUGAUUUGAGAAGAUCACAGAUUAUUUUUCCCCUCUGCUCCUUUUGGGUUUUUGUCACUGCAAUGUUUUUAUCGAUGAAUGGCCUGCUCAUAAACCUGUCAGUGUAUUAGAAAAAAGAACACGUGAGCAUUUGGAAAAACUGAAAUGCUGCUUCUGGUUCCGAGUCAAUCAGUGAAAAUGAAUGGCCGUCAGUAUGCAAGUUUGCUCAAAAAAACUUUUCCUUGUUGUGAAGUAUCACCUUAUAGCAAUUUUCCAGUUGUAUGGUUUGUUACAACUCUCUCUUUCUAAUUUGUGUCGCUUUAUUCAACUGUAAAGAGAACAGUCCGUUACAUGUAAAUGAUUACCAGUGAAAUGUCAGUACUCCAUUUGACAUAUCGUACCAUUUGAAACAGCUCAACAUUCUUUGUAUCUUAAGGUGUGUGCAUUCUCUAACUUUUAUAUUGUCAUUUUAUAUACAAAAAUGAUAAAAAAUAAAAACAGAUGAUGUAUAUAGAUAUAUGCUGUAGAGCUACAAAAUGUCCUUUUUUAAAGAAAAUACAAAUUUAGCUUCUUUGGCUUGGUUUACAGAAAUGAUUUUAAUUAUACUUGCAUCCAAUUUGAUGCAUGAUAUGGUGUGGAAAAUAAAUAAGCGAUGCACAAUGACUAUACAUUUCAAUGUUUUAUCAACAAUGUUGUAAAAAAAAAACAAAAAAACUUUUUAGCACCAAUUAGUUUGUUUCAUUUCUUUCUCAAUUGUAAAAUAAACCCCAAAGCAGUUGUUAACAGUC
Sphaeramia orbicularis (orbiculate cardinalfish) is the source of this 5866-nucleotide messenger RNA. RefSeq names its product teashirt homolog 1. The record is from RefSeq and is a predicted model, not a curated record. Gene Ontology annotation, molecular function: DNA binding; DNA-binding transcription factor activity, RNA polymerase II-specific. Gene Ontology annotation, biological process: regulation of transcription by RNA polymerase II. Gene Ontology annotation, cellular component: nucleus. Bases 1009 to 4575 code for a protein of 1188 amino acids. NCBI's taxonomy places the organism in Eukaryota, Metazoa, Chordata, Actinopteri, Kurtiformes, Apogonidae. The transcript is spliced from 3 exons.